Messenger RNA from Caenorhabditis briggsae, 2124 nucleotides. RefSeq names its product Protein CBR-GEI-13 (gene Cbr-gei-13). The transcript has 10 exons. NCBI's taxonomy places the organism in Eukaryota, Metazoa, Nematoda, Chromadorea, Rhabditida, Rhabditidae. The coding region runs from base 1 to 2124 and encodes 707 amino acids. Gene Ontology annotation, cellular component: nucleus. The record is from RefSeq and is a predicted model, not a curated record. Gene Ontology annotation, biological process: regulation of transcription by RNA polymerase II. Gene Ontology annotation, molecular function: transcription cis-regulatory region binding.
AUGCAGACCGGUACUAUUGCCGACUGCGCCUCAACACUGAGUGCUCUAAUGGCGCCCGCAGACUUCUCAGCGUCUCUGGGCAAUUCUGAUAACUCUGAUAAUUCGGAUAACUCUGAUGAUCAUGUAGACGUCUCCUCGUUUACCACAACUUCUGAAAGCUCACCUCCAUACAGUACUUCUGAUCAUCACAGUCCCACAGAUCAGCGUACUGAUUCACCCUCAUCAGAUCAUGGACAGGCGUCUUUCUCGCCUGAAAAUGUUGCAACAAGUUUUGAUAGCAGUGAUCGAGAUGCUUCUCCUGAUAACUUGUCAAUGUCUUCAGCGAAUAUUAAUGAUCUUCAGGAGAAGAGUCUCAAUGUAGAUGAUGAUUUACAAAAACUCCUUCGGUUUCAUCAAGAAUCGUUCAUUGAAAACAACCAAAACACAAUAAAUAUGAUGUCAGCAUUCAAUCAAAACUUCUUGAAACAAACUCUUGCAAACUUCAACAAUGUGGCUCCUCAGCUGCCAGUCAAUCUAACAACGGGAAUUCAAAUGCCCGCUAGUCCGUGUACAACCACAGCCACUGCUCCAAGUGUGGAGAACACACCUACAAAACGAAAACGGCAAAGGAGAAACCCAGUAUGGCCGUAUUUCGAUGUAGUCGAUGGAACAGCGAGAUGCAAACAAUGUCUGUAUAGUACAAAAAGUGUAUUCAGCACGAAUCUUAAAGUUCAUUUGAGAUCACAUCACAGGCCAGACUACGAGAAGGUGAUUAUGGCGGAAGAUGCAUUGAACUUAAAUGCCCUUUUGCUCAGUGGAAACACUUCAAAACUGUUCAACGUAGAUGCCAACAGAAAGAGGAUGCCUCCGAUGACAUCUAGUAUUCUGAUGACUAUUAAUAAAUUGGCCAAUCAGCAACAAAAUGGUGAGGAAAACCCACUGAAUGCAGUUCUUCGACAGACACUUGCCAAUAACGGUCUUCAACAACACUUCCAAAGUAUCCAAGGUCAAUUUCAAGCUGCUCAAGCUGCACUCCAGAAGCAACAGCAGGAGCAACAACAGAAACAACUUCUACAGCAACAACAAGCUCAACAGGCAGCUCAACAAGCAGCCCAACAGCAACCUCAAUUUGCACUGAAUGCUGCUAACUUGGCAGCUCUUAAUCAACUCGCUGCUAGAAAUCAGAUUCAACCAACACCACCACCGGUAGCACAAGAUCAUAUCAUCAACACUCUGAACUUCCCUGCUCAUAUUAAGCAAGAGAUUCUAAAUGCUCCACAUGGAACUGAUGCUAAUGGAGUACCUCAACCAAAACGAAGACGACUUCGUCGUCAUCCAGUCUGGGUGUACUUUAAGGAUCUUGAAGAUAGAAUGGUUGGAUGUACAAACUGCGAGUUCCGAACUGGAUCUGCAUUCUCCACAAACUUGAAAAUGCAUCUGAAGGCUCAUCAUAAAGAAGACUACGAAAAGGUUCUUCAACUAGAAGAGGAGAUGAGAGUUGAAGAAGGAUGUUUUGGACCAAACAAGUUUAAAACUGACCUCAUCGACUAUAUCAGAGGAGGUGGAAAUGUUUCAACUCCUUCAGCUCCUAGCUCAGCAGGAGCCACCUAUGCCUCUUCUAAUCCUAAGGCUUCUCCUUUGGUCCAGCAGAUCAUCAACCAGUCGAUAGCCAGGUCACAGUCUCCAACUAUUUCUUCAAAUGGAGAGAUCAAAAUCAAGAAGGAAGUAGAUGACGAGAUGUUCAGUGGUCUCUCAUCAACUGACAAACUUGCUGCUCUUGUGGGAAUUGCUGGUCAAAGAGAGGAAGUUAAAAAUGAGGAUGUUAUGGCAAACUUUGAAGAACUCCGUCAACGUCUUCUCGGUAACAGUUCACUGAACGGCUUGUUGGGACAACAAUCCAAUCAAACCAUCGCCGUGGAUCUUAAUGGAAGUAUCAUUGCGUCAGAAACAAAGUCUCCGUGCUCCUCGAAUGAGGAUGAUCGGAAGCAGGAGAGAGAUAAGGCUCUUGCCAGAUUGUGGGCUGACAACGAAACCCUGCUGACGAACAGUCAUUUCCUCGAUUUCGUACACUGCCUUGCUCCAGAGUACGAGAUUCCAGAUGCUGAAAUUCUGGCAUCAACACUUACUGAACCAAUUCAAGACUAG